ACCGGUUCUCUUUUCUUCUGUAGUAUGCAUAUGUAAGCAUCGUAGAGAGGAGCGGAGAUCAUUUCUGAGUAAGAGAUACAUUUUGGUAUUCAUACUGAUUGAUAGCAGAAGCAGAAAGAAAGAAGAAAGAGCGAUUGAAUUUUGAGAAAGAUGGAUUUGGAAUCAGUUGGAGAUUUAGCGAUUCAUGAAAUUAUGGAAAAUCUUAAACCCGAAGACAUUGCCAGAAUUUCAUGUGUCAGUAACAGGUUCAAAUCUUUCACCUCCGAUGACUCUCUUUGGUCCAAAAUCUGCUUCCGUGAACUCUCUCUCACUCAACCCAUUGAUCAUCUCGGAAACCCGACCCCUUCCUUCAAGGAAGCUUAUCAAACUUGGAGAGAAGCUUUUGUGAUGUAUCCUUGGUCUCUUGUUAAGCGUGUAAAAAGGUGUUGGGACAAUAUAAAAACCUGGCUCACCAAUAACUUUCCAGAAGCUAAGGAAACUCUUUGUGAAGGUGCGUCAGAAGUUGAGAUUCAAGAGUUGGAGGAUGUCUUAAAUGUCAAAUUGCCUCUUCCUACAAGGAUCCUUUACCGCUUUCAUAAUGGGCAAGAAAUUGAAAAACAUGACCAUGAUACCAGCACAUCUGACAUUUCUUUGGGAAUUAUUGGUGGUUACUCCUUCUAUGAUCAUUUCGUGAAUGUUUAUUUAUUACCUAUAAGUCAGGUAAUCCAAGAAACUCAGCAAAUUUCGCACAACUUAGGAUUUUUAAGAAGAUCCAAGUAUGUUCUUGUGGCUGCUUCGUCCACGUACCGUGAGAAGUUGUUCUUUCUCAACUGUACCAAUGGUCAACUAUAUGUUGGGACCAGAAAUCUUCUUACCAAUAGAGACUUGAUGCCAUGUGUUCCUCAGAAUCUGAUUAGUUUGCAUCAUGAGAUGGACAGCGAAAAGAUUCAGGAUGCCAUGCUACUGUGGUUAGAAGAACAUGGUCGCCGUUUACAACGUGGUUUUAUCAAAUUGCUCGAAGAAGGAAAUGCCAAAAGCAUUAGUCUUUUUCCAGAAGAAUCCCCUGUUUGUUCAACUGCUGUAACCAAUGGUGUGCAGAUUCGCGCCUCUGCAUUGCUUGUCCCUGAGGGUGUUGAUCUUCAAGGUGACCGUGAGAAGUACUUAUUUUCUUAUUCAAUCCGCAUGUCCUUACAACCUCAAGGAUGUGUGAUCAAUGGAAUGUCCCACAGUUCUUGCCAGCUUUAUUGGAGGCACUGGAUCAUCCGUGCUAAUGAUGCUGUAGUAUCUGACGUCAAUGGAGAAGCUGUUAUAGGAAUGUACCCACUUUUGCGUCCAGGUGACAAAGAAUUUGUUUAUCAGAGUUGCUCACCUCUGCCAACAUCCUCAGGUUCCAUUGAAGGUUCCUUUACCUUUGUACCUGGAAGAUUGGUAGACCCAAGAGGGGAUCCAUUCCUAGUUCAAGUCGCACAUUUCCCUCUUCAGCUGCCAGACUAUAUUUUCUGAUUUGCUUCUUGACGGGAUUCAGCUAUCUGUAAUGGUUGCAGCUUUGGGUUAUAUAUAGUUCUGGUGCAUCAUGUUACUUUGUAUGAGUUGCUUGGUUUGGUUGUUGUGAGUUUUAGUUGGCAGUGCACUAUUUCCCUUUGUAUUUAUCUAUAUAUAUUUGGGUAGUAAUAUUGAAAUUCUCGCAAUCUUUGUAUGAAAUGCAUUGCAUAUAUACUUAAAUAGUAGUUUUGUCGUUUAAAUUAUUCGAAUCCAAUCUACUGUUAUUGUAAAACAUAUGUCAUUGAAUUCAGUGUACUUCACAUAGGCUUUUGUUCUCAAAGAGGAUA
Molecule: messenger RNA, 1808 nt
Organism: Medicago truncatula (barrel medic)
Lineage: Eukaryota; Viridiplantae; Streptophyta; Magnoliopsida; Fabales; Fabaceae
Product: F-box protein SKIP16
Exons: 5
Coding region: 151-1482 (443 amino acids)
Molecular function (GO): protein binding
Source: RefSeq, a predicted model, not a curated record